Molecule: messenger RNA, 2176 nt
Organism: Hydra vulgaris (swiftwater hydra)
Lineage: Eukaryota; Metazoa; Cnidaria; Hydrozoa; Anthoathecata; Hydridae
Product: oocyte zinc finger protein XlCOF6
Biological process (GO): regulation of transcription by RNA polymerase II
Cellular component (GO): nucleus
Molecular function (GO): histone methyltransferase activity; RNA polymerase II cis-regulatory region sequence-specific DNA binding; DNA-binding transcription factor activity
Source: RefSeq, a predicted model, not a curated record
GGAUAUGAAAUCUCAGAAUAAAAAAGCAGGACCUUUACGUAAAGGUAUACUGUAAUGUAAUUACAUUAUAGCAAAUCCUAGAUUUCUGAGUUCGGGUUUUGGAAAUCCUCUUGGAAAAAAACACGUCAGUUAUGUUGGAAAAUAAAGAUAAUGAAAGUAGCCUAAUAAAAUGGAACAAUCGGUAAUAAUAUGAGAAAAUACCAUGUGGUAAUGCUACAAUUAAACGGCAAUAUAAUUAGCUUCAUUUUUAAUACAGUUAAGCAGUUUAGUUAAAAGUGACAUGGAGAUUAAUAGCAACAAGAAUUCAGUUUUAAAUGAAGUUGUUGGACAAAAUAAUGCUCAAGAAAAUGUCUUAAAAAAGUCUUACCAACUACGAAGUAAAGAGUAUCCAAAAAGAGGUAAAGAAACAAACCACAAAAAGAUUCCUGAAAAUGUCAAAAGUACAAAUACAAAAGAAGCAAAGAUUAAAAUAAGAGACAAAACAAAAAACUGUAAAGAAGUAGUUCAUGCUAAUGAUAAAGACAAAGAAGAAGAGCAUUUAUCUGAAUUUGAAAAUCAUGUUGAAAAGACUUUAAUUCUUACUCCUCCAGAAGGCAUGGAAAUUAAAAAAAGUCUUAUACCAAAUGCUGGUCUUGGAGUAUUUGCUACUCAAAAAUUUGAUGUUGAUAUAAUAUUUGGACCAUAUCAAGGAAUUAAAGUUCCUUUAGAUGUUCCAAAAGACGAUAUUGAUACAAGCUACAUGUGGCGUGUAAUGAAAGACGGAGUUGACGUGUAUUACAUAGAUGGGAAAGAUGAACGGUAUGCUAAUUGGAUGAGAUAUAUAAAUUGUUCACGAUAUGAGGCAGAGCAAAAUCUUGAAGCUUUUCAUUGUCAAGGUGAAAUUUAUUAUCGAAUUUAUAAACAGGUUGAAAAAGGAAAGGAGUUUCUUGUUUGGUAUGGAGAUGAGUAUGCAAAAGACUUAGGAAUAGAAGGGAGUUAUCCGUGCAGGAAAUGCUCAGAAUGUUUUACUUCUGAAGAAUUUUUAAAAUCGCACAUCAAACGUUGUAAAACCAGAGGUAGAAAUAACAUAAUUCAAGCAUUAUCAAUGGUUCAUCCAAACGAGUUUACAGUUGAUUUAACAUCUUGCUCAAAUGUUAAUGGCAACAACACUUCUGUUGGUUUUGAGAAUUAUUCCGAGUGCAAUGAAAAUUUAAUGUUCACUCCAAAAACUAGUUUGACGGACCAAUUGCAAACUGAAAGUAAUAAUAAAACUUUAAAAUGUAGUUACUGCGAGUUUGAAUGUUUUAUGGUAUCCGAACUCACGAAACAUAUAGGUAUUCACCUUGUUAAUAACCUGAACAAGUGCCCCUUCUGUGAUUACAAAUGUAUGCGUCCAUAUAUAAUGGAAAAGCAUAUGCAAGUUCAUUGCUACAAAAAAACAUUUAAAUGUACAUUCUGUCUUUAUAAAUCCACAACAAUGGAAAGAUUAGAAAGACAUUUAAGAGUACACUUGAAUUGUAGAGAAGCUGGACAAUUACAAACACAAAAUUGUGAAAAACCAUUUAAAUGUAAAUACUGCAACUUUGAAAGCGCCUAUGAAAUGGAUUUGAAAAGACACUCAAGAUAUCACUAUCUUGUAAAACUACUCAAGUGCACUUAUUGUGAUUAUAUAUGUAAAGCUGCAAAUAAUUUCCGAUUGCAUAUGCGAACUCAUACUGGUGAAAAGCCGUUUAAAUGUUCUUACUGUGAAUAUAAAUGCGCACAAAAAUCAAAUUUAACGGUUCACUUAAGAAUACAUAGCAAUGAGAAACCAUUUAAAUGUACCUAUUGCAACUAUGAGUGCAAACAGAAAUUUAAUUUAACACUUCAUACAAGAACUCACACUAAAGUCAAACCAUACAAAUGUCCUUAUUGCGAUUAUAAAUGUUCGUCGAAGUUGGCUAUCACAACGCACAAAAGAAAACACACUUUAGAAAAACCGUUUCAUUGCACUAUUUGUGAUUAUAAAUGUUCAAUAAAAGGUUAUUUAAAGAUUCACGAACGAACUCACGCAAACGACAAACCAUUUAAAUGUACAGUUUGCAAUUAUAGUAGUAACGUCAAAUCUAAUUUAAAGAAACACUCUAAGUUACACAUGCAAUAAACGUUUUCAGAAGUGCUUUUAAAACAAUUUAGUUUACAAAUGAAAAAUCUAUUA